Molecule: messenger RNA, 1598 nt
Organism: Fusarium verticillioides 7600
Lineage: Eukaryota; Fungi; Ascomycota; Sordariomycetes; Hypocreales; Nectriaceae
Product: oxidoreductase
Exons: 3
Coding region: 277-1452 (391 amino acids)
Molecular function (GO): nucleotide binding
Source: RefSeq, a predicted model, not a curated record
GAGGUCUUCCUAAAACUGUCUAGUAUCGAACAACGGGCCGUGUCUCCGGAUAUGCCAAGUGAAAUGCAUCUCUCCACAACCCGCCCUGGACAUAAUUGGAUUGGAUUGGAUCUUGCAAUUGCCCCGCCAUAGCUCUGAGGGGUCGAAGCUCAUCAAGAUAGGUAACGUCACUUGAGUUGUUGACUCUGAGAAUACUUAUCAACCUCCUCUUUUCAACAUCUUGGGUCCUUUGCGUGGCAUAUCAACUUCAUCACUACUCCGUAAUCAGCUGUAAUUAUGACUCCUUAUACUGCUAAAUGGGGCAUCUUGGCUACCGGUGGCAUCGCUGAGUGCUUCACUAAAGACAUUCUUACAGACCCGGCCGCUCGCGAUGUCAACGAUGUACAGCAUGAGAUUGUCGCUGUUGCCUCAUCCAGCUCCGUCGAUCGCGCACGCGACUUUAUCAAGAAGAUUGACGGCCCCUCAUCCGCGGCGGUCUACGGCUCCUACGCUGAGCUAGUCGCCGACCCAAGCGUUGACAUCAUCUAUGUUGCUACACCUCACAGCCACCACUUCCAGAAUGCUAUGCUGGCCCUCGAAGCCGGCAAGAAUGUUCUUUGUGAAAAGGCACUCACCGUUACUGCUGCACAGACCCAGAAGCUAUAUGAGGUCGCCAAGUCCAAGAACCUCUUCUUUAUGGAGGCUGUCUGGACACGAUACUUCCCUCUCAGUAUCAAGAUUCGAGAGUUGAUCCAGUCUGGUACCAUUGGUACUGUUUAUCGUACAUUCGCCGACCUCUCGUUCAACAAGAAUACUGAUAGCCAGGAUCUUGACUUUCCUGAUUCCAACCGCAUGGUCAAUCCUGAUCUUGCAGGUGGUGCUUUACUCGAUCUCGGCAUCUACUCCUUGACCUGGGUCUUCCAAUCUCUCUAUCAUGUCCAGCCCGAGACCGAAAAGGAGGCUCCAAAGGUUGUAGCCUCCAUCAACAAGUAUCGCACAGGUGCCGACGAGUCCACGAGUAUCAUCUGUCAGUUCCCUAAGCACAACUCUGUUGGUAUUGCGACUACCUCACUGCGCAUCGCCACCGACGUCGAUGGUCUUUACACUGGUGGCCCCGCGAUCCGUAUUCAGGGCUCCAAGGGUGAAAUCCAGGUUACUGGUCCUGCAUUCCGGCCGACCGAGUACAAAGUGAUCAAGUCGGACGCCAAUGGCAAGGUGGAAGUAGUGAACUGCCCAAUUCCUACAGAUCCUAAGCGCAACAACUGGGGCCACGGUAUGUUCUGGGAGGCGGAUGAGUGUGCACGUUGCCUACGGGAUGGUAAAAAGGAGAGUGCUUCGAUGCCUUGGUCAGAGAGUAUAGUCAUCAUGGAGGUCAUGGACAGCGCACUCAAGCAGGGCGGCGUUUCCUACCCCGAUCUCAUCACCACUGAUGUCUUCGACCCCAACAGUCCUCUCAAUACUGGCAAAAAAUGAAAAUACGACGUGUGAUGUUGGGCACGAUACUAGAAUUAAUGAUGAAAUAAAAGCUCGAGGAUAUGCAGGGAUUUUCACAGCAUUGAACUGUACCACGCACCUGCGUCAAUGCAUCGAGUGACAUGUGAACUCUCACCACUUGCAUA